AUGUCGACGACAACAAAGCUCUUUCACCUUCUGGGUGAGCCCAUCGCGACUGCGAAACAGAUCCACUUUGAGUCAACGACGACAUAUGAAGACCUAAGGCAUCUGAUUGCGGCGCACUUCGCCAUCGUUGAGCCCAAUGGUAUUGGAUUCCUAUCGCAGAAUUCUAUACUGCAUGAUGUGCCGGAAAUCACCGCAAGUGAAGAUACCAUCAGCAUCACAAUCGAUGGGAAGCCGGUGCGCGAGAUACCAGGCCCCAAGGGCCUUCCCUUCAUCGGGAACUUCUUUGAAGUCUAUCCCGACCAUCUGGGAAAUCACCAGCGCCUUUUCGAACAGUACGGGCCGAUCUUCAAGACAACCAACAUGGGUCGCACCGUAUACCAUACCAAUGAUCCACAGCUCUCGUCAAUUAUUUUCUCCGAGACAGACUUCUUCACGAAGAAGAUCAAUGCAGCGCACCCUCUGCAUCCGAUCAAGAAUCAGGAAGCUGGUGUCUUUUUGGGCGACACUGAUACUCCGGAGUGGAGAACUGCACAUAAAUUCCUGCCACCAGCACUUGGCCCGAAGGCCGUGCGUCAUUAUGCCCCCAUGAUGCAGGAAACGAUUGAAGACGCGUUCAACGUCUUUGAUGCCCUAGAUGAGAAAGAGGAAGCAUGGAACGUCUAUCAGUACAUGCUCAAGCUUGGAUCGCAGGCGGUUGGCAAGUUGGUCCUUGGAAUUGACUUCAAACACUUCUCGUCUAUCGAUGCACCUCCCCAUGAACUUGUCUAUCGUAUAGCGGAGUCAUUGGAACUGAAUAAGAAAGUGACUGCUUGGGGUGAUUGGUAUGCCAAGUUACCGUUCGGUGACCCGCAACGGUUGAGAAAUGCCAGAGGGCGCAUCAUUGAUAUGGUCAAUGAGUCCAUCCAAAACGCGGCUCGCGGGGGCAUUGAAGAUCUUCCUCUACAGGAUGCGGCCUUGAAAGCAUCCAACAUGGUUGACUACGCUAUUCGAGCCACCGACAACAAGGGCGAAAAGCUGCCCAAGACCAGUCUAAUGCAGGCUUUGGUGGUCGCAACAGGAGCCGGCUUUACAACCACUAGCUCAUUAUUAUCAUGGCUUAUCUACGGUCUUGUCACCUACCCCGAGGUGCAGGAGAGGUUGCUGCAAGAACUAAUCGACAAUGACAUUGAUGCCGACACGAAACUUACUGCGGACUUGACGGAUCGCCUGACCUUCAUGGACAAGUUUAUCAAGGAGACCCAGCGUCGGCAUAAUCCUUCAUAUCAACCUGCACGAACCGCCAAAAUAGAUCUCAUUCUUCCAGGUGGCUACAAGCUUCCACAGGACUCGGUCGUCAUUGGCGCUUUGCACCACCUUCACAACAAUCCAGAAGUGUGGAGCAAUCCUGCGCGGUUCGAUCCUGAUCGCUGGGACACAGAGGAAGUCAAGAACAGACACAAGGCGGCCUAUAUUCCCUUCGCCACCGGACCUCGCAUGUGUAUCGGGUUCAACUUUGCUUUGCAAGAAGUCAAAGUCUUCCUGCCUAAGCUAGUGUACCGAUACAAGUUUACCAGGGAGAAUGAUGGGCAUAUUGAGUACGAUCCCAUGUUCCAGCUGAUCCGACCGAUCAACCUAUACGUUCGCGCUGAAAGGCGUGUCAAAUGGCCGCCGAGAUCAGACAAAGCGGCUCCAUCGCCUUCACUGUGA
Molecule: messenger RNA, 1686 nt
Organism: Aspergillus udagawae
Lineage: Eukaryota; Fungi; Ascomycota; Eurotiomycetes; Eurotiales; Aspergillaceae
Product: cytochrome P450
Exons: 3
Coding region: 1-1686 (561 amino acids)
Molecular function (GO): monooxygenase activity; iron ion binding; heme binding
Source: RefSeq, a predicted model, not a curated record